Molecule: messenger RNA, 1640 nt
Organism: Pseudonaja textilis
Lineage: Eukaryota; Metazoa; Chordata; Lepidosauria; Squamata; Elapidae
Gene: SLC35E2B
Product: solute carrier family 35 member E2B
Source: RefSeq, a predicted model, not a curated record
GCCCUGCCGUAGGAGGAGCAGAUUGUGUAGCAGGCAGCCCACCUCCCUGUCUGAUGGAGUUAGUCCCGGUAAUGGCUGCAGAUGAAGAGGACAGGAUCUGCCAAAGAACAGAGGCAGGCAAUGGAGCAACGUGUGACCAAAUGCACCUGAAACUCUUCGCAAGCCAAGGGAAUUUGGAGGGGCCCCCUGCUCAAGUCGGAGGGCUCCGCUUUGGCAGUUGAGCGUCCGGGGGGGCCCCCCCACUUCCAAACAUGGCCACCCUAACCAGCAGCUCCCCUUUGGACCCGGCCGACUCCGGCUCUUCCACCUCCCUCGCUUUGCCUCUGUCGGACGACAAGCCCAAAGCGAGAAACCCUUUCCAGUUCGGCUCCCUCUUCCCUAGCCGGAGUGAACGCUUCGUCAUCGCCCGGAGCGACAGCGUGCCGGAAGAGAGCGUCCUGAAAAUCACCAUCACGGAGACCACCGUUAUUGAGUCGGACCUGGGCGUCUGGAGUUCUUACGCCCUCACCUACCUCACCCUCUGGUUCUUCUUCAGCUUCUGCACACUUUUCCUCAAUAAGUACAUCUUGUCACUGCUGGAAGGAGAACCGAGUAUGUUGGGCGCUGUUCAGAUGCUUUCCACCACCUUCAUUGGCUGCAUCAAAAUGUUUGUCCCCUGCUGUCUUUAUCAGCACAAGAGCCGUCUCUCCUACCCUCCGAAUUUCAUCAUGAUUAUGCUUUUCGUUGGGCUGAUGCGGUUUGCAACUGUGGUUUUGGGGCUUGUCAGCUUGAAGAAUGUGGCCGUUUCCUUUGCCGAAACCGUGAAGAGCUCAGCACCAAUUUUUACCGUUAUUAUGUCGCGCAUGAUUUUAGGAGAAUACACCGGGCUGUUUGUAAAUCUCUCCCUGGUCCCUGUGAUGGGCGGGCUGGCCUUGUGCACCGCGACCGAACUGAGUUUCAACAUCCUCGGCUUCUCGGCAGCCUUGUCGACGAAUAUUAUGGACUGUUUGCAGAACGUUUUCUCCAAAAAGCUGCUGAGCGGGGACAAAUACCGUUUCUCUGCUCCUGAGCUUCAGUUCUACACCAGCGCAGCUGCUGUGAUCAUGCUUAUUCCAGCUUGGGUCUUUUUCAUGGAUAUGCCAGUGAUUGGGAAAAGCGGGCGGAGUUUCCAGUACAACCAGGACAUUGUGGUGUUGCUCCUGAUGGACGGAGUGCUGUUCCACCUCCAAAGUGUCACCGCUUACGCUUUGAUGGGCAAGAUUUCCCCCGUAACCUUCAGUGUGGCCAGCACGGUGAAGCACGCCCUGUCCAUCUGGCUCAGCGUCAUUGUCUUCGGGAACAAGAUCACGAGCCUCUCGGCCAUCGGGACAGUGCUGGUGAUCAUCGGCGUCAUGCUGUAUAACAGGGCCAAGCAGCACCAGCAGGAAACCUUCCAGAACCUGGUGGGAACAGCCUCAGCCACCCCACCGUCUCCGGCGAUCAACGAAGACGCCGAGCCCCUCCUGUCCAAAGACCCCCGUCCAUUCGAAUGAGACCGCCACCGCCUUAAUUUUGCUACGUGGAAUUUUAGAAGAACAAUCUUUUUUUUUUUUUCCCCCUUUCUCUUGAAGCCCUUGGUUAUCUCUGCCCCCCCACCCACCCCCCUCCCCCCACCACAAAGG